This is a messenger RNA of Marmota monax (woodchuck), 9126 nucleotides long. RefSeq names its product limb development membrane protein 1 (gene Lmbr1). Gene Ontology annotation, biological process: signal transduction. Gene Ontology annotation, molecular function: transmembrane signaling receptor activity. Lineage: Eukaryota; Metazoa; Chordata; Mammalia; Rodentia; Sciuridae. The transcript has 18 exons. Bases 155 to 1729 code for a protein of 524 amino acids. The record is from RefSeq and is a predicted model, not a curated record.
GCGUCUCCCGUCGGCUGAGGCGGCGGCUGAAGAGACGGUGUCGAGACCCCGCUGCGGCCCGGGCCCGGCGCGGCCGUGCGAGCCCCUGCGUCGGCGGACGAUGGUGCGGCGGAGCGCGCGGACGCGGGCGGCGCGGCGGCGGGCAUGAAGGAGGAUGGACGGUCAGGACGAGGUGUCCGCGCGGGAGCAGCACUUCCACAGCCAAGUGCGGGAGUGCACGAUAUGUUUUCUUCUUUUUGCCAUUCUGUACAUCGUUUCCUACUUCAUCAUCACAAGGUACAAGAGAAAAUCAGAUGAACAAGAAGAUGAAGAUGCCAUAGUCAACAGGAUUUCGUUGUUUUUGAGCACCUUCACUUUAGCAGUUUCAGCUGGGGCUGUUUUGCUUUUACCCUUCUCAAUAAUCAGCAAUGAAAUCCUGCUUUCUUUUCCUCAAAACUACUAUAUUCAGUGGCUAAAUGGCUCCCUGAUUCAUGGUGGUGUUGGGGAUGGAACCCGGGCCUUCAGCGUACUAGGUUUGUGGAAUCUUGCGUCUCUCUUUUCCAACCUUUGUUUAUUUGUGUUGAUGCCCUUUGCAUUUUUCUUUCUGGAAUCAGAAGGAUUUGCUGGCCUGAAAAAGGGGAUACGAGCCCGCAUCUUGGAAACUCUGGUCAUGCUGCUGCUGCUGGCAUUACUGAUUCUUGGGAUAGUGUGGGUGGCUUCAGCACUGAUUGACAACGAUGCUGCAAGCAUGGAAUCUUUAUAUGACCUCUGGGAGUUCUACCUACCCUAUUUAUAUUCCUGUAUAUCAUUGAUGGGAUGUUUGUUACUUCUCUUGUGUACACCAGUUGGCCUUUCCCGCAUGUUCACAGUAAUGGGCCAGUUGCUAGUGAAGCCAGCAAUUCUUGAAGACCUGGAUGAGCAAAUUUAUAUAAUUACCCUAGAAGAAGAAGCACUCCAGAGACGGCUAAAUGGUCUGUCUUCAUCGGUGGAAUACAACAUAAUGGACUUGGAACAGGAACUUGAAAAUGUAAAGGCCCUUAAGACAAAACUAGAGAGGCGAAAAAAGGCUUCAGCAUGGGAAAGAAAUUUGGUGUAUCCCGCUGUUAUGAUUUUACUUCUUAUUGAGACAGCUAUCUCGGUCCUACUGGUGGCCUGUAAUAUUCUCUGCCUGCUGGUUGAUGAAACAGCAAUGCCGAAGGGAGCAAGGGGGCCUGGAAUAGGAAAUGCCUCUCUCUCUACAUUUGGUUUUGUGGGAGCUGCACUUGAAAUCAUUUUGAUUUUCUAUCUUAUGGUGUCUUCUGUUGUCGGUUUCUAUAGUCUCCGAUUUUUUGGAAACUUUACACCCAGGAAGGAUGACACAACUAUGACAAAGAUCAUUGGUAAUUGUGUAUCAAUCUUAGUCUUGAGCUCUGCUCUACCUGUGAUGUCAAGAACUCUGGGAAUCACGAGAUUUGAUCUACUUGGAGACUUUGGAAGGUUUAAUUGGCUGGGAAAUUUCUAUAUUGUAUUAUCCUACAAUUUGCUCUUUGCCAUUGUGACAACAUUGUGUCUGGUCAGAAAAUUCACCUCUGCUGUACGAGAAGAACUUUUCAAGGCCCUAGGUCUUCUGGGAAGCAUGCUCUGUGAUGGGAGUGAGCUUGCCAAGAGGAGACUUUACGGGGGAAGGGGAAGGGGAGAAUGGAAGGACUGUGAAGAGAAAUUGAGCUUUGAAGCCUCUGCUGGCCCUGUGGGGAGUCAUGACUCUGGAUGACCCUUCAGAGCUCCACUGAGGUAAGAAGAGGCCCCUCACGCCUGCCGGUCACUAGAGGCAGACUAUCCUGGAAGGGGGUGUGACUUCCUUCCAGCAGCUGUCUUCAGCUGCGGUCAUCCCCAGGGUGAGCUGCCAGUGGGGAGAAGAAAUCCUUCAUUCCUAGAAAGCAUUUGGCCAGCACAUACAACUUCCACAAUAAAAUGGAAUAUUCUCUCCCCACAACCCCAGCCCCUUGCCCAGCCCCUCAACAAUAUAUCGUUUCUCACCAUUUUCUCAAUUUUUCUGCAGGGCUUCAUAAGCUUCACUUAUCAAAUACUUCAAGGGAUUCAGAAUCAACCAAACCUUCUGCAAAUGGGCACCAGAAGGCACUGUGAGACCCGCAAUGGGUGCCACUCUGCAAUCAGGAGCCCCAGGGACUCCAGACUCAGGCCAUUCCUGUCAACGCAGAGCACUUCAUACCGACUUUGGUCUGUGUGUAGGGACUGGGCCUGUCAGUGUCAUUUUCUUCAUUAUCCAAGAAACUGGCUAUAACUGAUCUUAUUUUUUAAACUUAGCUUUCUGAUGUACCCCAUAGUUUCUAGUUAAACACAAGUUUUUCGUGAUGUUAUGGAAAAGCACACUCUUCUGCAGACACCUUUGCCAUUGUCCAGAUGAAAAGUCCCCACCUGGAGUGAACAUGCGAGGAAGGGCAGAUGUCCAUACUUUCUGAAGAGUCUCUCAAACCCCACUGAAUGCUUUAUUUAGAAGCCUUCAAAAGGCCCUGUUGGCCCCAAGUGAAGCUUCUUCAGAAAAUGAAGUUUCUAAAUUCUGGGUGGUUUUGUUUUUGUUUUUCUUUUUGAGAUGUAUCUCACUGUGUUGUCCAGGCCAUCCUCGGCCUCCAGAGAGCUGGGAUCACAGGGGUGCAUCACCACAGCUGGUUCAAGUUUUGUAGAAACUGCUUGUACCAAUCAUCAUAGCAGUGGGUGCAUUGGGCUGUAAUAAUUGCAAAUUGUAUUUUUAUUUACUAAAAGAAAAACAGUUUCUGAUUUAUGUUAUAGAGAGUUCAUUAGACUUUGAGCCAAGAGAAAAAUACUAAAUUCUUUUAAAGUUUGAGCCUUGGUGGACACCACAGGAAUACCUUCUGUUGUACAGUAUAGUAAGCUGUUACAGAGGAAGUACUAAGUAAUUGUAAUUAAUGGACAGUUUAUGUGCAUAUAACUCAAGUUACCUCUUGUGACAAUUGCCAGUGGUGAAUACACUCAUAACUUAGAUUUUGCCUUUUAUGCUACAUGUACAUUUAAAACUUUUUAAAGCAUUUUUUUCAAAGAUCACUUAAUUUCCUGGCUUCUGUGACAUUUAUGAAAAAUGUAAAUGCUAAGUGCGAGAAACCCCUUCUCUCCUCAUAUUCUUCAGGCUUUUGCUACUUUUGUAUAUGCCAUUUUAAACUUCCAACUUACAAAAGUUACCAGUUCAACACCCAGAACUCCUAAGAUUAGUGGUUUCCAUGUUAAGCAUAGGUUUGCACCGUCACGGGACUUGCCAGUCAUUCAGACACUGGCAGGUCAGUAGUUGCUGGGAUGGCCUCUUGACUCUUCAGUCCACAACUGAGACCACAAACAUGAUGCUCUGUGUUGCUGUCACCAGGAGGGAUCCAGGGCUGUGCAUGCCAAAGCACAUGGCUGGCCCACUGGCACCAAGGUCAGUCCUGCACAGCUGUGUGGAUAUGUGUCACAUGCACUCAGUGUGUAGCUUUAGGUUGUGCUCAGACAAAAGUAAAAGGUCAUUUUUUUUUUUUCAAAUUGUUGAAUUUAAAGUUUUCUUUGGGGGUAGGGAGAUGUUUUUGAAAAACAGUAUUUCCACUUACUACCAAAAUAAUAAGAAACUUUAAACUGUAUAUUUAUAAGUUCCACUGAGUGUACUUCUCCUUUAUUUAUAUCUCUACAUUGCUUUUUGAGUUCAUAUCAAUGAGCUUAGUUUUAAAAUAAAAAAAAAAACAUUCAUUUUCAGUUGUGGUUCUCAGCAACACUCAGUAUAUACCACCAGUCUAGUAAUGGUGGAUUUCUCAGCAUAAGAUCCACAUGCCUAGAAGAUUAUAAAUACCAGCUGCUUUCUGAUUUCACUGUUAAUUGUCCCAAUUUUAGUAUUAGUUGCAAGCUUUGAUUUUACUGAAACUUGGAAUUCAUAUUUUGAGCAGAUCAAGUAAGGAGAGUACAGAAAAAAACUCAGGAGUAUACCAAAAUCAUCUUUAACUUAAACCAGUUUCAAGGCACUUCCAAAAAAGAGAGUUCCUGGAUAUUUGUAAGAUGUAUAAAACUUUUUGUAGUAAAAUAUUAAACUUCUUAGUGUCUGUCUCCACUUCUUCUUCAUCUGGAAGUCUCUUCCGUCUGAGAACUCAAGUCAGGUCUUGUGUGUACUGGGUUUUCAGUCUCAGAUACUCGCUGGGUGUACUUUCAUUGCUGUGGAGACAGGCUGAGCUCUAAAUGGAAGAGUGGCUCCCCUGGGGUCCCUGUGCCUGUGACUGUGAGAUACAGAGUUCUGUUGCACAGCCACAGUCCUGCCAGGCUCUGCUGUGGUCACACACACAGGGCUCUUCCUCUGGAGUGAGGUGUAGUCGAAUGCAGGUGCUCUGCUGGACAUACGCUGGAUGCUGGUUUGUAUGAGAACCACGCAAGUGGACGGCAGCUUGCCGAGGCCACGUGUUCUGAGUCCUGGUGAGGAUGGUCACGCUCAGGGGCCUUUCUUUUAUUGUAGUUGAAUGUUGGAGGAAUAGAAGGUGAACAGGCUCUGAAGGACAGUUCUCCGAGUGCUCAGAGGUCAUCAAGUCUGCAGCUACUUUGCUAUUCUAGAUGGACAGGGUGCCCGAGUGACUGCCUUAAGUCAAGUGGGGUAUUCUUGCUUGCCUUUAGUUUUCAUUUUAUUUUUUAUUAUUUUUUAAAGUAAUUUUUUAGUUGUCAAAAGACCUUUAUUUUAUUUAUUUAUAUGUGAUACUGAGAAUCGAACCCAGUGCCUCACACAUGCUAGGCAAGUGCUCCACCACUGAGCUGCAACCCCAGUCCUAGUUCCCAUUUUAAAAGGUCAUCAGGCGUUAUACCUAACAAGGUUUUUAAGGGGACUUAGCUUUUUAUCGUCAGUUGGUUCUAUAAUAUUUAAGUGAUUCUUACAGUUAAAAAUUUUGUAAAUUAUAACAUUUGUAUUGGUUUUUAGUGAUUUUCUGGGAUAUUUCUUAGAUUUAAUAUUGAAGAAGCUUUAUGUACGUCCUGUUUUAGAGACUUGCUCUAAACCAGACUUCGUGUGAAAUUGCGCACACACAACACACACUGGUUCUUACAUUGCUGUGCUGAGGGACUAGUCAGUGGGCAGGGAAGAAGUGUGGGUCUUCUGCCUCUCAUGUGUAUCAGAGGCAUGUGUGCCCCUGCUUGCAGCAGCCACACCUGCCUGGCUUUGCCAGGUGCUGCAGACUAUCCUUGCAGCUUCAGUAAUGACUUCGUGGGCCUGUGGCACAGAGUCCCAUUGUUUACAAGCCCCUGUGUGCUUGCCUGUGUUUAGCACAGUAUUUAAUGCACAUAGGAAGAGCAUACAUGCAAUACUAACUUUUUGAACUUUAAAAAACUAGUAUAAUCUUUAAAAAGCAAUGUUAGGAAACACUAGUAAAUUGUUUUGUUUCUAUAAGAUAGUUUGUGUGACUUUUAAAAUGUUUUAGAAAUUAAAGUUUUGUAAACAGUAAUUUAAUAUUUGGUUUACAAAUACUAAAGUUUAUGUAUUUUAUUCCAUCAUGCCUAAAGCUUAUUUACAGGCAAAUUCCAUUUCAGUUUUACAAAGGGCAAUAAUUAUUCUGGUGAAAUGUCUAGUAGAGGAAGAGGUGGAUAAUGUCACUCUCUUUUUGUUGUAGAGUUCUUAGUAGGUAAAUUUGUUUCAACCCAAAAAUGAAACACCAGUAGUUGAAAGCAUAUGUUUUUUCUUUUUGAGUUAUUGAAGCUAAUUAGAUUUGUUUGAUUUCUUUAAUUUCUUUCCUAGGACUGAGCACUCCUGCUCGUGGUCUAGCCAGCUUCACCCAGAGUCCUGCAGAGGAAACGCUGCCAGCCUCUGUUGGCUCACUGGCAAUGCACAGGGGCUCUGUGGGUUCUUGUCCACUAUGAGCAGCACACUUCACUCAGUAACUCAGUUCAUAUGCUCAGUGUGUGCUUUGGCUGUGUGUGCUGCAUGCUGGUGUUUUCUGUUUUGUUCUAGUGUUAUUUUUUUUUAAAUACUAGACAUGAACCUCUAAGUUAAUUUCUCAAUUUAGUACUGGAUAGUAAACUUGAGUUUGAAAAACAACUUUAGAGUCUACUUUGAAAGAAGAACUAAUGUAAAGACUUUUUUGUUUUUUUGUUUUGGUCUCUGGCUUUCGAAUACUGUUUAGGCAAAAUUCAAUGUUACAAAUACCAAAAGUACUGUAUAUGUAAAUUACUUGUCACACUGCAAGAAAUGUAAUUAAAACCAGAAAUGGUGAAGACUCGUGAAUAUGAUGGGUGAGAUUUCAGAACUGGAUGGUCUGUUCAUGUCUUAUAGGGGUCACUCAGGCCACAUUCCACCAGCCUGUCAAGAGAAGCUUCAACUUCCAAUUUAGGUGACUGAAUUAGGAAAAAGUCCUUUUUCCAGACAACAGGAAAAUCCGAUUAGGAAACCAGACAGCAGUCACUGGCUGUUGGGUGUGCCUUGGUGUCGCAUCCCUGCUUGUCAGGGUCGUGAGGAAGUCGGGCCUGCAAGGGUCAUGUGACAGUCUGGGCAUCGGGUGCUGUGAGGGGCUGCAGAGGACUCCUGUGCCAGAGGUGAGGCAGUUCGGGUUCAGACACGCCAUGUCUCGGGAAAGCUUCGUCAGUUGUGAGAGGCUUGUAAAUGUCAUGAAGUCUUGGCUUCUCCUUUGAAAUGCUGCUGUGAAGUGACUAACAGUAAAGCUUAGGAGUCCAGGUGUGCGGUGCAGCUGGCCCUAGUGGGCCUGGAUACUGGAGGGACAGUGCAGCAUUGCCAGCCCCAGUGCUGGCUGCCUCUGCGUGCGCUCCUGUGCGUGGGUCUCGGCAGGCCCUCUCUUGGCUCUGCCUUGGUGCAGGCUGGAGUGGCUCCCUUUGUCUUUUGUUUUAACUCUCACUGUGGAGUCUUAUCACAAAGACUUGGAGGCGGGGCUGGUAUAACAGGGCUUUGGGGCAGAACCCAUGAGCUCACAUGCCCUCAGAACCUCCCUGUAAAAUAGGAAAUACCCCAUUUUACAGAUAAAGGAACCCAGUGCAGAGAGCUGAAGGUGUGUAAGACCACAGUGAGCUGGAGAACUGGAUGGCCAUGGUGGCCAGUCCAAGUUUAGCCCCAGCCUUCCCGGUUUCUUGGUAACUCCUGUUGGCUUGUUUGGAAUGUUCAGACCAGGCAGUCUCUGGAGGCGCCUCUCCUCCCACUGUCCAUGAGCUGAGGGGUUGCCAGUCUCUGGCCUGAGACCCUCAAGUGAAUGUCCUUUCACUUAGAUGCAGCAGAUCAAUGUCUGUGGUGUGAUUAUAAAAUGAGACCAAUCUCGUGUGUACUUGCAAAAGGAACCCCCUUUAACCCCCAACAGUGAUGACAAGGUGUCAGUGGCAGCUGUCACGGUGUCUUCGGUCUAGGUGCAGCUGCUGUGCUGCCCCACGUGUGUACCUGGACUCACACACAGAUGUAACUUCCUUCAGCCCCACAACAAUGCUGGAAGCAGGCCCUGUCCUUCCACUUUGUAGCCAAGGAAACUUCACCCAGGAGUCCCUCUAUGGACAGACAGCAGAGCCCUGUCAUCUUGGGUUCCUUCAAGAACCGAAGCAAGGUACUAAAAGGCCCAAUUAUUUUUCAAGGAUCAUUACCUCGGUCUUGGGCGGGACCUGUUGAGGAUGCUGGAGGCUCUUGUGAGACAGGCCAGCUUUACUAGUGCGGGCGAGUGUGCUUUGAAAGGAGGAAAACUGUUUUGACAGCUAGUAAAGUAAGACCCCACUCAGCUUGUCACCACUGUCUGCCUCCCAGGUUUCCGGGUCUCCUGUCCUGUGCUCUGGGGAGGCUGUGACAGGAACCUCAAGCUGCUGCUGCUUGCUGGUUGAGAACAGCAUGGACUUGGCAGACUCCCAUGACCGCCAUGCUAGAGGGGGCCCUGCAGUGGUGGCUCCUCCCUGGAAUCAGCUUUCUCAGCACAGCCUCGUCUGUCCCACGGUUUAGUGAGGAUGGCACCUGGGGUUGUGGUCCAGGUUGGAAAACAGUAACCACAGUGAUCUGUGUCACACUUGCCAAGGGAGGAAACCCUCGGCUCUCCUGCAUGGUGGAGGGUGGGCGGGGCUUGUGUCUGUGUGAAGUUGUGUAACCUCCGCACCAGGACCCUGGCUGCCCUGCUGCAGUGGACUGGUCUGCCAUACCCACCAGGUACACCUGGGCACAUGGUUUGUGUUAGCUGUUACUUUUGGUCAUUUAUUUAAAUGUUCUGUAUUGACUUGACUUUUAAGUUAAAUGUCCAGUUUGUUGUAGCAGAUCGUCUAUAGCAUAAAUAUAAAUUUAAAAAUUUUUAACAGUGUAGUAAUAGCUGAAGCUGGUUGUUUCCUUAGAAGUUAUAUGGUCUUUGUCUAGUUCAUGUGAGACUUCAAAAUGCCCUCUGUUAUCCUUAUGGACACUUUCAUUUGUGUAAUUUCCAAAAAAAAAAUAAAAAAAAAUCAGAGUUUCUUCAACUCCAAAGAGGAUUUUGGAUUGAUGUUGGGUAGGUUAAAAGACUGUCAUGAGCAGGAAAUCAGUUUUGAGUCUCAGUUCUAUAUCUUCAUCACGUCUCACCUGGCCAAGCUUCAAGUCUCACGUGUCAGACAUUAAUCAUAGUUUUCUUGUGUGGCUUUGUCCUGGAAAUGUCAACCAUGUCCAACUCUGCAGAAGGCACAAUACUGGAUCACAAACACGUUUCCCCUGAUUAAUUUCAUUCCAUCUUAAACUCCAGUGUUUGUGUGGGGCCAUGGUGAUUCCGCGUGGUUGCCCAGGAUUGCGUCACCUGUGACUUCCUGUCUUCCUGGAUCCUUCCAUUCCAGGAGAGGCGGGCUUGUCCUGUGCUGCGUGGCUGUGUGUGAUAACCUCCUGAUGACCGACCCACCUUGCUGCACACAUCUGGGUUGCUGAUACCUCCCCAGAAUGACUUUCUGGAAGCAGAAGUCCUGGAUCAGAGAGCGUGGCAGUUCUGAACAGCCUCCAGAAUGGACCCCCGCACUUGCUGCAGCAGUGUGGAGAGUGUGCUCUGUGACUGGCACAGGCCUCACCAGUCCUUCUACACUAGUGGCCACUCCAGGCAAACAUUUCAUUGCUUUGCUUUGCAUUUUUUAAUAUCUUGUGAGGGCAGAUACUUUGAAUACUAGAGAAACUCUUGUUAUUUCUGUUCUUGUGAAUUAUCAUUAAACACACUAAACCCA